AUGCCCAAAGGAAAGGCCACAAUUUUCCGCUGCACCUAUCCUGAGUGCAAUAAGAAACCGUACAGCAGGGAAGACGCUCUCAAACGACAUAUGAAAACACACAGCAGUGGUCCACCCUCCUUCAAAUGCCCCGUCGAAGGCUGUUCCAGUGCCUUCUCCCGGAAAGAUGUCCUGAAGGAACACGAGGCGAGACACAAUGGCGACCGCUUCCGGUCCCUCAGCACACUAUGGCGGCACAAGCUGACCCACACAGGAGAGAAGAACCAUAUGUGCGAUCAGUGCGGGAAUUCCUUUUUAACACAAAGUGACCUUAAAUCUCACAAGAAGAGUCAUGAACCUUCGCCCUACCCGUGCACCGAACCCGGCUGUAAGCAUAGUUUCCGCACCGAAAAAUCCUUAGCAGACCACCUUCCUAUCCAU
Messenger RNA from Fimicolochytrium jonesii, 420 nucleotides. RefSeq lists its product as uncharacterized. The transcript is spliced from 2 exons. NCBI's taxonomy places the organism in Eukaryota, Fungi, Chytridiomycota, Chytridiomycetes, Spizellomycetales, Powellomycetaceae. Gene Ontology annotation, cellular component: nucleus. The record is from RefSeq and is a predicted model, not a curated record. Gene Ontology annotation, molecular function: RNA polymerase II cis-regulatory region sequence-specific DNA binding; DNA-binding transcription factor activity, RNA polymerase II-specific. The annotation marks the transcript as partial. Gene Ontology annotation, biological process: regulation of transcription by RNA polymerase II; central nervous system development.